GCACCCACCUGUGCCACUCUGCAGUGCCACACACCUGUGCCCAGAAGUGCCACCUACCUGUGCCCAGCAGUGCCACCCACCUGUGCCCACCCACCUGUGCCCACCAGUGCCACCCACCUGUGCCCACCCACCAGUGCUGCCCACCAGUGCCACCCACCAGUGCAGCCCAGCAGUGCUGCCAGUCAGUGCCACCAGUCAGUGCCCAGCGGUUGUGCCAGUCAGUGCCGCCAGUCAGUGCCCAGCAGUGAUGCCUGUCAGUGCCGUCUAUCAGUACCCAUCAUCAGUGCCGCCUAUCAGUGCUGCAUAUUAGUGCCGCCUAUCCGUGACACCUCAUUAGUGCUGCCUAUCAGU
Molecule: messenger RNA, 351 nt
Organism: Staurois parvus
Lineage: Eukaryota; Metazoa; Chordata; Amphibia; Anura; Ranidae
Source: the annotation of a GenBank genome assembly